AUGCCAGGGAAUCAAUCACAUUUCGAGGAGCUUGAAUCCUUUGACGUCAGUUUUGCUCCGGUGAAGAUCACUAAGUGGAGAUCGUAUCGCACAGGUUUGCAAGUAUGCUAUAUUGAUCAGCCUUCUCCCAUAGUUCAGGGAUAUUUUGCGGUUGCAACCGAGAUUCCGGAUGAUUCUGGAUGUCCUCAUACAUUAGAGCAUUUGGUAUUUAUGGGUUCGCAGAAAUAUCCUUACAAGGGCUACUUAGACACCUUGGGGAAUAGGUUCUACUCCUCCACCAACGCUUGGACCAGUGUUGAUCAAACUGUGUACAACAUCACAACUGCUGGAUGGGAAGGAUUCAAGACUCUUCUCCCCAUUUAUUUGGAGCAUAUUCUCUAUCCAACCUUGACGGAUGAAGCUUGCUUAACUGAGGUGUACCAUGUUGAUGGAAAAGGAGAGGAGAAGGGGGUUGUUUUCUGUGAGAUGCAGGGAUAUGAAACUCAACCCACUUUCCAGUUGUUCUUGAAGAUGCAACGUACUUUAUAUGCCAAAGAAUCCGGAUACUCUUCAGAGACGGGAGGAUUGAUGAGUGAACUCAGAAAUUUGACAAAUGAACAAAUCAGAGAGUUCCACAAGAGUUUAUACCGUCCUGACAAUUUGUGUGUGAUAAUAACUGGGUCAAUCGAUGAAGAAGAGAUGUUGAAGAUAAUGAGUGACUUUGAUUCUGAAUUGCCUCUCUUGCCUUCGAAACCAAAUAAAAGGCCAUUUGUCGACUCAGUUCAUGAUGAGCGUUUGAAGGAAUCGCUUGUAGAAGAGUUUGAGUUCCCAGAGAAAGACGAGUCGAUGGGUGAAAUUUUAAUUAGCUGGAUUGGUCCAAAAUACGAUGAUAGCUUGACGUACGAAGCUUUGGAGAUGUUGGGAUACUACUUCACAGAAAAUGCCAAUAGUUUGUUUAAUAAGAAUUUUAUUGAAGUUGAAAAUCCGUUGGCUAAUGAGGUUUACCAUAGUUAUGAUAAUUAUUGGAACACGGGAAUCAAUUAUGUUUUCAGCGGAGUUCCUUCUAAUCGUUUGAAAGAACUUGAUGAGAAAGUCAAAAAACUCAUAAAAGAGCAAGCCAAACCGGAAAACUUCAAGUUGGACUUCAUGAAACAGAUCAUUAGACAACAGAGAUUGAGUUUGAUAUUCGAUUGCGAAAAGAAGCCAACUCACUUUCAGACUUGUGCAGUUCUAGACUUUUUAUACAGCCCCGUUAAAAGUGAAAAUUUGAAGAAAUGGGCCAACUGUACAGAUGAGUAUGAUACAUUACUCACAUGGAAGGCUGAACAAUGGUGCCAGAUUAUUGAAGAAUAUUUGGUGAAGAACCAUUCUGCUACUCUUUUGGGUAAACCAUCUGCUGAAUUGAAUAAGAGAAUCAAAUUGGAGAAUAAGAAAACCAAAGAAGAUAGAAUAGCCAAGUACGGAGAAGAGGGAUUAAAGCAGUUGGAAGAGAAAUUAGACAAGGCAAAGACGAAGAAUGACCAGCCAAUUCCCGAAGAGUUGUUGGUGAAAUUUGGAAAGCCAGAUCCAUCAAAAAUCAACUUCAUAGAAACCAAGUCGUAUAAGCAGGGUCAAAAUGAUCUAGUUGCUGGAUAUGAGACUUCUGGUUCAUUUCAAGAUAAACUUGAUGCUGAUAAACUCGAAGAGAAUCCACUUUUCUUUCACUUUGAAGACUUUAAGUCCCAAUUCAUAACCAUUCACUUGGUGAUGUCCACCAAGGAUGUUGACAAGGAGCUAUUAAGGUACUUGUCGAUAAUGGAGGAGAUUUUCAACAUGGCUAUCACCUUACCAGAUGGUACGUAUAUUCCUUACGAAAAGGUCAUCAACACAUUAAAUGAUGACUUGAUUGAAUUUGAAUUGGAUAAUGGUUUUGAUGGUCAGUUUUUAGAAUUCAUUCACAUUAAGGUCAAAUGUGAAUUCACCAAGUACAAAGCUGCAGUUGACUGGAUGUACAAGAUCAUGACCAUGAAUACCAUUGAGAAAGAUAGGAUCAAGGUUAUUGUCGAGAAGAUAAUCAAUGCUUUGCCAGAAAAAAAGAGAAGUGGCGAACUCAUGAUGUACUCUAAGCAAUUUAGGACGUUGUUCACCAAUGACUCUACUAGAAGAGCUCAAGACCCUAUUUACAAUGAGGAAUUCUACAAGCAAUUACUCGACGAUAUUGAGAAUGAUAAAUUUGAUAAGAUCAAGCAAGAUUUGUCCGCUUUCAAGAAACAGUUGUUUACCCUCAAUAACUUCAAAGUGUUUGUUAAUGGAGGAUGUGAGCAAAUAGUGAACCCCGUUUCAUCUUGGCUAGACUUUAUUAAAGCGUUUGAGCCCACUAAUGAACUCAUUCCUAUAAAAUCGUUGCCCAGAUCGCACCAGUUUCGAAGUGAAAUUGGAUUGAGAUGCUCGAAAAAUGUAUAUGCUGUUACCAUUGCUGCAAUAGAGUCCAGUAAUCUUGUAACAUUGACCAAGAUUCCUGUGGAUUACUUGGAAGAUGACAUCUUCAAGAUAGCCUUGGCCAGUGAAUACUUGAAUGCAGUGGAAGGGCCCUUAUGGAGAGGCCUCAGAGGGACUGGACUUUGCUAUGGAACUAGCGUUUCUAGGAACAUAGAAACAGGAUAUUUGAAUUACUCGAUUUACAGUUCCACUGACGUCGAACAAGCCUGGAGCACAAGUAAAAAAAUUAUUUCCCACUACGGCAACGGAACCAGUAAGUUUGAGAAGCUGAAAGUUGAAGACAGUAUUUCUGCCAUUAUGAACGGUCUUGCAAACGGCCAAUCCAACUUGUUUGAUGCCUCGAUGGUCAAAGUGGCAGACAAUGUGUUCAGAAAUAGAGGGCCCAACUAUAGAGCCAAGUUGGUUGCUAAGUUGAAGACCAUUACUGAAGAAGAGUUGGUGAGUGUGAUGAAUAAGUACUUCAAGAAGUUGUUUGAACCUGAACAUUCGAUAGUCUUUACCAGUAUUCCAAGUUCUAAAGGUGAACAAGUUCAACUGUUUUUCCAAAAAGAAGGGUAUGAAGUAGAGAUCGAGGAAGUCAGCAAUGAAGAUUUGGAACUAGAGUCCGAAGAAGAAGAAACAGAGUCCGAAGGUAGUUCAGACGAAUCUGACAGUGGGUCAGAUUUAGAGUAA
Molecule: messenger RNA, 3129 nt
Organism: Yamadazyma tenuis ATCC 10573
Lineage: Eukaryota; Fungi; Ascomycota; Pichiomycetes; Serinales; Debaryomycetaceae
Molecular function (GO): metal ion binding
Source: RefSeq, a predicted model, not a curated record